Molecule: messenger RNA, 1239 nt
Organism: Anisakis simplex (herring worm)
Lineage: Eukaryota; Metazoa; Nematoda; Chromadorea; Rhabditida; Anisakidae
Source: the annotation of a GenBank genome assembly
AUGGACGCUCUUCACAAAGGAUGGUUCAGUGAAUUAUCACCGGAUGAUGCGCAACAAUUAAAUCAAGAAGCAGGUGAUGAACGUGAUAAAGAACUGAAAUCUGAUGGCGCUUCAAUGGGUGAUGCAUGGCCAGGCCAGGCAUUUUCGUUGCAAGUAAAUAAAGUAUUAUUCCAUGAAAAGAGUAAAUAUCAAGAUAUAUUGGUUUUUGAAAGUCGAUCGUAUGGCAACGUACUCGUACUAGACGGUAUUAUUCAGUGCACAGAAAGAGAUGAAUUCGCAUAUCAAGAAAUGCUUGCACACUUACCGAUGUUUGCCCACCCGUGUCCAAGAAAGGUUCUUAUAAUUGGAGGUGGAGACGGAGGAAUAUUACGUGAAGUGGUGAAGCACGAUUGCGUUGAAUCAGUGACCAUGUGCGAAAUCGAUGAAAUGGUUAUAAACGCUUCGAAGAAAUAUCUGCCGCAAAUGUCUUCUGCUUUUGACCACCCCAAAUUCAAUCUAUUCAUUGGUGACGGAUUCGAAUUUCUAAAGAAUCAUAAGAACGAAUUCGACGUGAUAAUAACCGACUCAUCAGAUCCGAUCGGACCAGCAGAGAGCCUUUUCGGCAAAACUUAUUAUCAACUGAUAAAAGAAUCGUUAACAAGUGGAGGUAUUCUCGCCUCACAAGGAGAAUGUCCAUGGAUCGAUACAUUGAUAAUUCGGAGGUUAUCAUCGAUAAUGAAUGAGAUAUUUCUAAACUGUAAUUAUGGUAUUGGUUCAGUACCAUCUUACACAACCGGUUUAAUGGGAUAUUUUUUAUGUGUCAAUGAUGAUGAACUCAAGGUUCGUGAAAGUAUGUGGCUUCACUUAAAACUGAUCAAACAUAUGCAUGAAUUUAUGAGAAAUGAAUUUGAAACAGUUUCUUACGCGAAUUCAUUUAUGCCAUCUUAUCCAUCUGGAGCUAUGGGAUACCUGUUAGCUUCUAAUGAGAAACGAGAUCUAUCAGUCCCGGCACGAGAACUCAGUGAUGAGGAAGUGAAGAAAAUGAAUCUUAAAUAUUAUAAUUCGCAAAUACAUCGAGCCGCAUUCGUAUUACCUGAAUUUGUGAAGAAUGUUAGCACUGAAGUGAACAUAGAAUCGGUUGGAGUGGGUGAUNAUUAUAAUUCGCAAAUACAUCGAGCCGCAUUCGUAUUACCUGAAUUUGUGAAGAAUGUUAGUUGCUUUACAGACUGCAGCUGUACGAUUAAUAGCUUUUUGGAUUGA